Messenger RNA from Macadamia integrifolia, 925 nucleotides. RefSeq lists its product as uncharacterized. Lineage: Eukaryota; Viridiplantae; Streptophyta; Magnoliopsida; Proteales; Proteaceae. Bases 259 to 606 code for a protein of 115 amino acids. The transcript is spliced from 3 exons. The record is from RefSeq and is a predicted model, not a curated record.
UAUUGCCUUCCUUCUGCAGUACCAUCUCGUGUUCCUUUUGACCGUUUGGCAUCUGGUUUGAUUCGAGUUCGGAAGCAUCGAAGCAACAAAAAUGACAGAGGAAAUUUGGACGCAAUGGUAUUAUUUGAAAUCCACCCGCUUCGCUUCGUCUCUCCAUUGAUGCACUGGUUGGGGAUUUCUCCUUGAGACGUGAAAACCACAAGAAUCCAUUGCGUCUGUCAUCGUGUUUGAGAGAGAAAGAGAGAGAAGUGGCCGUUAAUGGCUUCGUUUAGAUGGAUUCUUCAGCUCCACAAGGAUGUCCCUCGAGCUACUCGUUUCUACUCAGAAGGGCUGGAUUUCAGCAUCAAUAUAUGUACCCUUCGGUGGGCUGAGCUCCAAUCUGGUCCUCUCAAAUUAGCGUUCAUGCAAUCCAAUAGUGGCCAUGUUGUGCAGAAUGGAUACUCUUCACUUCUGUCCUUCACUGUAACUGACAUUAACAGCACGGUAACAAAGUUGAUGGCAUUAGGAGCAGAACUGGAUGGUUCCAUCAAAUAUGAGAUUCAUGGCAAGGUUGCAGCUAUGCGAUGUCUUGAUGGUCACAUGUUGGGCCUAUAUGAACCUGCAUGAGAGAAUCAGGGGAAGUGGGUGCAUUUGAACAAAUGACCAAACCAGGCAAAAUUGUUUAUGAACCUUGUAGGUGAGACCUUCCAUGGGGGCAUCUCAAGAUUUCUUUGAAGACAUUGCAAAUGCAUGAGAAACUUCUCCCUUCUUUGGGUUCCCUUGAAUUAUGGAUAAUGUUUGUUCAUCCAAAUCAAUCAAUGCUGUGCAUAAUGUGUAGAGUGUUGGACCUGAAAGCAUUCGGGCAAGUUGAUAAGGGUGUAAGCAAUCUUGAGAAAUUUUAUGAGGGGAUUAAUUGAAUCAUAUAUACAAUCAAUAUACUCUAUAA